AGAAGAUUCGAUGCCCUACAGAGCUGUAGCGCCAUGUCUUAGACAUUACAAGAAUGAACUGAGAAAGGACUUUUUCGGUGAAGAGCCCGGGUUGAUAGGAGUGUAAGUAACAUGAAUCUGAAUUGGCUACAAGAGACUGUCUGCUACUGAUGUUGCCGCGUACAUUAUAGAUAGUGUAGUGCGUUAAAGACAGAUAGUAAGUUGGUUAUCUCCGCAGGCACGGAGAGCCGUGGUCCCGGUUCCGGUCGAAGGUGGCGAAAGCGCUGGCGGCGCCGGAAGCCGCCCGGGCCGCGGUGCCGGCUCUGGAUUACGUAGCCGACGACUUUGUCAAAAGAAUGGAAUGCCUCGUCGAUGAAAACAGAGAGCUACCUACAGACUUCCUUAGCGAAUUGUACCAAUGGGCGCUUGAAUCGGUCGGAGCCUGGGCUUUAGGCACAAGGCUAGGGUGUCUCAGCGACGAUGACAAAGAAGCAAAAGAAAUAAUAAGAUGCAUACACGGAUUCUUUCACAGCGUUCCUAUCUUAGAACUAUCCGCCCCAGUAUGGCGAUUAUACUCUACCCCGGCUUAUAAAACUUAUGUUGAAGCAUUGGACGCCUUUCGGUCACUCUGCUUGAAAAGACUGACUGACAAAGGCGUAUGUGCUCAAGUAGCGGCGAAAUGUGGUGAAAAGGUAGCAACAAUUUUAGCAUUGGAUUUGUUAUUGGUUGGCGUAGACACGACGGCGGCAGCGGCUGCCAGUACCAUGUAUCUUUUGGCGAAUAACUCCAGAAGCCAGAAACGACUGCAAGACGAAUUGGAUACAAAUCUACCGACGGACAGAGUUCUAACGAGCAAAGACUUGGACCGACUUCCGUAUCUCCGAGCGUGUAUUAAGGAAGCUUUGCGAAUCAAACCCGUAAUAUUGGGCAACGGUCGGUGUAUACAGUCGGACGCCGUAAUCUCUGGAUACCAAGUGCCUAAAGGGUGUCACGUCGUUUUUCCGCAUUAUAUCAUGUCGAACGAAGAGCGGUACUUCCCGUCGCCACAGGAAUACGUUCCAGAACGGUGGCUGAGAGAUGACGUCACAGACAAAAGCAACGCGAGUAUCGACCUACGGUGUCCUGUCACGGGAACUGGCGAUGAAAGUGGGAAGCCAGUGUGCGAACACGAAAAGGCUCAUAAAGUGUGGAGCAAGCAGAAAGAAGUCGGGAUACAUCCUUUUGCGUCUCUGCCAUUCGGUUUCGGUCGACGGAUGUGCAUCGGUAAACGAUUUGCAGAAGCUGAAUUGCAGUUAUUAUUGGCAAAGACUUUUCACCGCUACGAAGUGUCAUGGCGCUACGGAGAGCUGACGUACAGCGUGACUCCAACUUAUGUGCCUAACGAGCCACUUCAGUUCACUCUUAGUCCCAGAAAAGAGCCGCUUAGAGAGUAGAUUAUCUUUCUUUUAAGCAGCAUAUCGCUGAAUGUUUCUCCACAAACGUUUCAAGGUUGUACCGUGUCUGUCCCAUGUAUUACUAAUAAGUAAGUACCUAGUUUUAGUGACGUUUUAAUGAGGCUAUAGCAUAAGUAAGUUUAUGAAAAUAAUCCCAAUCUUAUAAUCCUAAGGCACAAAUUUAUGUUUAAGCCACCUGACUGGAUUUCGAAUGACCUAAAAUGUUGCAUUAGUAAUAGACACCGAUUGAAUGGAGGUUUUGUUAUAGAAAUAGAAUCUAGAAUGUAUCACAUUAAAUAAUAAAAUAAAUUAGUACCUAACCCUACGAAAUGGAGCUGGCAUCAAGCUUAUAAAUAAAAUCAAUACUACACACGAGUGUGCACGAGUGAAUAUACUCGGUUAUGGAUAUAGGCAGUAUGUAGAAGUACAUUAGUCAGUUUAUCUAAAUCGAUGAUUCACUGUUUCAUUAAAAGCUGAUAAGCCGGCCGAUACUCUCGUUUAUCGAUUGCCGGGUAGAAUAAUAAUUGAAUAAGCUUACUAUGUAUAUUAAAAUAUGUGACUGAUGUUUUUAUUGUACAAUAAAUGUGUUUUGUCCUAAUUGAAUUAGGUGUGUUGAUAUUAUAUGUAUUGUGUACGUCUUUUACAACACACUGCGAAGAGUAACAACUAUUAUU
Molecule: messenger RNA, 2086 nt
Organism: Leguminivora glycinivorella
Lineage: Eukaryota; Metazoa; Arthropoda; Insecta; Lepidoptera; Tortricidae
Gene: Cyp49a1
Product: probable cytochrome P450 49a1
Exons: 6
Coding region: 336-1412 (358 amino acids)
Molecular function (GO): iron ion binding; heme binding; oxidoreductase activity, acting on paired donors, with incorporation or reduction of molecular oxygen
Source: RefSeq, a predicted model, not a curated record